AUGGUAGCUUCUAGUGUGGUUUUAGUGAGUGGGGAGGGUGAAAGAUUCACCGUGGACAAAAAAAUCGCGGAAAGGUCCCUGCUAUUGAAAAACUACUUGAACGAUAUGCAUGACAGCAACCUACAGAACAACUCAGACUCGGACUCGGACUCAGACUCAGAGAUGAACCACAAAAGCAAAGACAACAACAAUGGUGACGAUGACGACGAAAAUGACGAUGACGAGAUCGUGAUGCCCGUGCCCAAUGUUCGGUCCUCUGUUCUGCAGAAGGUUAUCGAAUGGGCAGAACACCACAGGGACUCCAAUUUCCCCGACGAAGACGACGAUGACUCCAGAAAGAGUGCCCCCGUGGACUCAUGGGACAGAGAGUUCCUGAAAGUGGACCAGGAGAUGCUGUACGAAAUCAUCCUGGCGGCAAAUUACCUAAACAUUAAGCCAUUGCUGGAUGCAGGUUGCAAAGUCGUUGCCGAGAUGAUCCGGGGCAGGUCUCCCGAGGAAAUAAGAAGAACGUUUAACAUCGUCAACGACUUCACCCCAGAGGAGGAAGCCGCCAUUAGACGUGAAAAUGAAUGGGCCGAAGACCGCUAG
Molecule: messenger RNA, 588 nt
Organism: Saccharomyces kudriavzevii IFO 1802
Lineage: Eukaryota; Fungi; Ascomycota; Saccharomycetes; Saccharomycetales; Saccharomycetaceae
Gene: SKP1
Product: SCF ubiquitin ligase subunit SKP1
Exons: 1
Coding region: 1-588 (195 amino acids)
Biological process (GO): mitotic cell cycle; SCF-dependent proteasomal ubiquitin-dependent protein catabolic process
Cellular component (GO): cytoplasm; nucleus
Molecular function (GO): cullin family protein binding
Source: RefSeq, a predicted model, not a curated record